Molecule: messenger RNA, 15259 nt
Organism: Dromaius novaehollandiae (emu)
Lineage: Eukaryota; Metazoa; Chordata; Aves; Casuariiformes; Dromaiidae
Gene: CNTNAP2
Product: contactin associated protein 2
Exons: 24
Coding region: 746-4732 (1328 amino acids)
Source: RefSeq, a predicted model, not a curated record
CUUUUUCUUUUUCUUUUUUUCCCCCCCCCCCGUGUUGGGGGAGGUUGCUGCUGCUUCUGCUGGCGGCAGCGUUUUCUCCUGCUGGAGGAUGAUGAAUGCGUGAGGAGAGAGGCUCUGAGCCUGCUUCUCUGCUGCGGGAGUGUCUCUCCCUCCCUCUCUCUCCCUCUCCCGGUUCCUGUGUGUGUGUUUGGCUCCCUGGCUGUGUGUGCGUGUACACUGUGUAUAUAUAUCUGAGCUGGGAGGUUACUGCAAGCUUCUCUCAGCAACGCUGCUCUGUGCAGGAAGAAGGGCUCAGCUGCAGUGGUAGCAUUAACAGCAGCAUUAGCAGCACCAACAGCUUUUCCUUCCUUUCUCCCUUCCCUUCAUCCCCAUCUCCCUUUCCUCCCCUCCUCCCUUUGGGGGGGUUGCUUUUUUGAUUUUUAUUUUUCUCUCCUCAUACAAACCUUGUUAUUUGAUACUUUGCGGCUUUUUUUUCCCCACUGAGGAGGGGACACACACACACACACACACAUUCACACAGAGCAAUAAGGGAAAGAAAAGUAUCGGGACUUAUCCUGCUGCUGCAAACCCAGAGAUAGCAGACGAAGAGAGGGGUUGGCUUCUACCCCAAGGUAAAGCCCUGCCCCUCUUACCUCCUUGCCACCUCCUCCAAGAAAGAGAAGGCGAGAGAGAGAAGGGGGCAAAGUGGAGAAAAGCAGGUCUUCAGCGGCUGGCAUUUGGAGUACAGGGAGCCAGGAAGUGAAGGAUGGUUGUGGUUACCCGAGCUGGCUGCAGGGCAGCUCUCUUCCUCUGGAUUUUCAGCAGCAUUAGCUGCAGAGCCAGGACUGCUCUCCCUGCAUCUCAAAAAUGCGAUGAACCUCUGGUCUCCGCGCUACCCCACUCUUCCUUCAGCAGUUCAUCAUCUAUGACAAGUAGCUAUGUGCCAGGAUAUGCCAAGUUAAACAAAAGAGGAGGUGCUGGAGGUUGGUCUCCGUCUGACAGUGACCACUACCAAUGGCUCCAGGUGGAUUUUGGGAGCAGGAAGCAGAUCAGUGCCAUCGCAACACAAGGCAGAUACAGCAGUUCUGACUGGGUCACCCAGUAUCGGAUGCUGUACAGCGAUACAGGGAGGAACUGGAAGCCGUACCACCAGGAUGGAAAUAUCUGGGCAUUUCCUGGAAAUACAAAUUCUGAUAGUGUGGUCCGGCAUGAUUUACAACACCCAGUUAUUGCUCGCUAUGUACGUAUAGUUCCUUUGGACUGGAAUGGAGAGGGCCAAAUUGGGCUGAGAAUUGAGGUCUACGGCUGCUCUUACUGGGCUGAUGUUAUCAAUUUUGAUGGCCAUGUAGUGUUACCGUACAGAUUCUGGAACAAGAAAAUGAAAACACUGAAAGAUGUCAUCUCUCUGAAAUUUAAAACCUCUGAAAGUGAAGGUGUAAUAUUCCACGGAGAAGGACAGCAAGGAGACUAUAUCACCUUGGAACUUAAAAAAGCCAAACUUGUUCUUAAUUUGAAUUUAGGGAGCAACCAGCUUGGUUCUAUUUAUGGCCACACAUCUGUGAUGACAGGCAGCCUCUUAGAUGAUCACCACUGGCACUCCAUCAUCAUAGAGCGCCACGGCAGAAAUAUCAAUCUCACCUUGGACAGGCACAUGCAGCAUUUCAGAACCAAUGGAGAGUUUGAUUACCUGGACCUCGAUUAUGAGAUAACCUUUGGAGGUAUGCCUUUUUCUGGGAAGCCGAGUUCUAACAAUAGGAAGAAUUUCAAAGGCUGUAUGGAGAGCAUCAACUACAAUGGUAAUAAUAUCACUGACCUUGCCAAGAGGAAGAAAUUGGAACCUUCUAAUGUGGGAAAUUUAAGUUUUUCUUGCGUGGAGCCACAUACAGUACCUGUCUUUUUCAAUGCCACCAGUUAUCUUGAGGUUCCUGGUCGUCCAAGCCAGGAUCUGUUUUCGGUCAGUUUCCUAUUCCGAACCUGGAACCCCAGUGGACUUCUUGUCUUCAGCAACUUUGCAGAUGGGCUGGGGAAUGUCGAGAUUGAUAUAAAUGAGGGCAAAGUCAGCGUCCAUAUCAAUGUCACCCAAGUCAAGAAGAACCGAAUAGACAUCUCAUCAGGCUCUGGUCUCAAUGAUGGGCAGUGGCAUGAAGUCCGAUUCCUCGCUAAGGAAAAUUUUGCAGUCCUCACCAUUGAUGGAGAUGAAGCUUCAGCCGUUCGAACAAACAGUCCUCUGCAAGUUAAGACAGGAGAGAAAUAUUUCUUUGGAGGGUUUCCUGUACAGAUGAAUGACUCCGAUCACUCGCUAUUUCAACAUUCGUUUCAAGGAUGCAUGCAGUUUAUUCAUGUGGACGAUGAGCUGGUGGACUUACAAGCAGUGGAGCAAGGCAAGCUGGGAAGCUUUGCCAAUGUCACCAUUGACAUGUGUGCUAUUAUUGACAGGUGCGUGCCCAAUCACUGUGAACACGGUGGCAAAUGCACCCAGACAUGGGACAGCUUCAAGUGCACUUGUGAUGGAACUGGAUACAGUGGCGCCACUUGUCAUAACUCUAUUUAUGAACUUUCCUGUGAAGCAUACAAACACUUGGGCAAAACUUCAAAUAACUACUGGAUAGAUCCAGAUGGCAGUGGGGCCCUGGGACCUUUGAAAGUUUACUGCAACAUGACAGAGGAUAAAGUAUGGACAACUGUAUAUCAUGACCUGCAAAUGCAGACUUCUGUGGGAGGCAACAGUCCAGAGAAAUUAUCUGUACUGCAGCUCAACUACAGUGCAACUAUGGACCAGAUUUCUGCCAUCACCAGUAGUGCUGAGUACUGCGAGCAGUUUAUCUCCUAUUCUUGCAAGAUGUCCCGGCUGCUGAACACACCAGAAGGGAAUCCAUACACCUGGUGGGUCGGAAAAGCCAAUGAGAAGCACUACUAUUGGGGCGGAUCAGGACCUGGCAUUCAAAAAUGUGCCUGUGGCAUUGAACGCAACUGUACUGAUCCCAAGUACUACUGCAACUGUGAUGCUGACUACAAGCAAUGGAGAAAAGACACUGGGAUGUUGUCAUACAAAGAGCACCUCCCAGUGAGUCAAGUGGUGGUGGGAGACAUUGACCGACCUGGCUCCGAGGCCAAGAUAUCUGUGGGUCCCGUUCGUUGUCAAGGAGAUUGGAACUACUGGAAUGCUGCUUCUUUCAUUACUUCCUCCUCCUACCUGCACUUCUCCACGUUCCAAGGGGAAACCAGCGCCGACAUCUCUUUCUACUUCAAAACAUCAGCCUCCGACGGAGUGUUUCUUGAGAACCUGGGGAACACGGACUUCAUCAAACUGGAGCUGAAAUCUGCUACAGAGGUUUCCUUUUCAUUUGAUGUUGGAAAUGGACCUGUGGAAAUCGUCGUCAGGUCUCCCAGCCAGCUUAACGAUGACCAGUGGCAUCGGGUCAACGCGGAGAGGAAUGUCAAACAGGCCAGCCUGCAGGUAGACCAGUUGCCCCUGGAGGUGCGGAAAGCACCAACAGAAGGACACACACGCCUGGAACUGUACAGCCAGCUCUACGUUGGUGCUGCCGGAGGCCAGCGGGGCUUUCUAGGUUGCAUUCGUUCAUUGAGGAUGAAUGGGGUGACGCUGGACCUGGAAGAGAGAGCAAAAGUCACACUGGGGGUGAAGCCUGGCUGCUCUGGCCACUGCACGAGCUAUGGGAUGUACUGCGCAAACGGCGGCAAAUGCGUCGAGAAGUACAAUGGCUACUCUUGUGACUGCUCCAAAACGGCCUACGAUGGACCAUUUUGCAUAAAAGAUGUUGGGGCAUUUUUUGAAGAGGGAAUGUGGCUUCGUUACAACUUCCACUCCCCAGGGACCAGCAUGAAGGACUUAGUUAGCCGGACAUUAUUGAGUUCUACGGACCCUGAGACCACAGUGCCAGACCUCAACUUGAAUAAAGAAGAGCUCAGCUUCAGCUUCAGCACCACCAAGUCCCCUUGUGUCCUACUGUACAUCAGCUCCUAUACCCAGGACUACAUGGCAGUGCUUGUCAAGCCGUCUGGGAAUCUGCAAAUUCGGUACAGCCUAGGAGGCACCAGAGAGCCAUAUAACAUUGACGUUGACCACAGAAACAUGGCAAAUGGGCAGCCCCAUACUGUUAACAUCACGCGGAAUGAAAGGAACAUAGUACUCCAGCUCGAUCACUAUCCUCCAACAAGUUACAGCCUGCCAACAGCAUCUGACAUUCAGUUCAAUUCCCCAAAGGCACUCUUCCUAGGAAAAGUUAUAGAAAUUGGGAAGAUCGAUCAAGAUAUAUAUAAAUACAACACACCAGGAUUCACUGGCUGCCUAUCAAGAGUACAGUUCAACCAGAUUGCUCCACUCAAAGCAGCUCUGAGACCUACGAACGCCUCUUCUCACGUCCACAUUCAAGGCGAACUAGUAGAAUCCAACUGCGGAGCAUCUCCACUGACAAUCCCACCAAUGUCGGCCGCUACAGACCCAUGGCACUUGGAUUCGGCCAGUGCUGAUUUCCCAUACAAUGGUCAAGCUAUAGGAGAUGGAGUUAACAGAAACUCUGCCAUUAUUGGAGGCGUCAUCGCUGUGGUGAUCUUCACCAUCCUCUGCACCCUGGUGUUCCUCAUCCGCUACAUGUUUCGCCACAAGGGCACCUACCACACCAACGAGGCCAAAGGGGCCGAGUCAGCCGAGAGCGCGGACGCAGCCAUCAUGAACAAUGACCCCAACUUCACGGAGACCAUCGAUGAGAGCAAAAAGGAAUGGCUCAUCUGAGCCCGUGGGGCCGGGGCGCGGGUGGCACCAGCCGGGCCGGGGGGUGGGGGGGACUCUUUUGGUGAGGAGAGAAAACUGCUUCGGACUCUUGAGCACAUGUAUGGUAAAAAGAUCAGCACAACUGGAGGAGCAAGUGACAGAAGAAAAAAAAAACAUUGAGACUGGAGAAAAAAACAUAAAAGAAUAUUGCAAGCAUUUAAAAGAAAUACUUUUUAAUAUUUAUUUACAGCAAAUUGCCCCUUCUGUAUCCAAACAACUACAACAAAGAGCGGCUUUACAGCUUCAGCAUUGGUGAAAGUUUCCAGUAAUACCUGUCUCUUUCUGUGUGCGUGUAGAGGUGUUCUGAGUGCCCGUGACGAUCAGGAGGGCCGGUUUUUUACAUUUUUUUAAAAGCUGUUUAAAACGUGGAUAGUUCUGUCCCGAGACCAAGUGGCAGAGCGCUGUUCUUGGCAUUGUUUUUUUUUUUUUUUUCCUUCGUGGCCAGUCACUUCCAGGCAGGUUGCCGUAAUCCCUGACUGUCAUCGCAUAAAGUUUCGUUUUGGUGCCGUUUGACCCCGGGGUUGAGGGUGGGGUGGGACAGGGAGGAGCGGGUUGGUGCUUAAUGCAAACCCAAUUGCCAGUUGGUUCAAAAUGCCAUCAGCGGGUGCCAGCCCUGUCGGAGACCAGCCUUUUGACCCAAGCGCUUUGUUGGUUGUGUACACGACACAGUGUAAAAUACUUUUUUUACUCAGUGUAAAAAUACUGUUCUCACUACCACCAACACCACCAGAGUGGAGGAGUACCACAGAGCACAGGACGCUUUAGCUUUCUGUUAUUGUGUUGGGCUCUGGGGGACGACGAUGCUGUGCAAGUCCAUAGAUGUAGCCUGUUUCCGUAUCUUUGGCUGUGCCACUGGUGAGCCAAGGCUGGGUUAAACUCAGCUCUGCCCGUGACAUGUUGCCGUAUCCCGUACCUAGACAUAACCGUUAUAGUAGGGAAUUAACGCCAGACCUUGUUUGCUUCUCUUUCUUUUUUAUAGGCUGUCACAGAAAUAUUAGUACAGCUCUAGUGAAUGCGUUUAAGCCAGCGGGCUUCACGUAAUAUUUUUUCCAGCUUCGGCAUAGCAAUUUGUUCUUUAAAUGUUUUGUUUCGACCCCUUUGGGAAGAAAGCCGCUGUUAACAGUGUCCUCUCAGGCAGGAAGGUGAAACAAAAGAAGCUCGAAAACUCUGCCUGGAGAGAAAAUGAGAAACACACAGUGCUAGAAGAGAGUUAAUUUUCAAUCCACAGAUUUGCCUGAAUGAUUUUAGUCUCUUAAGGCAUUUUUAAGAACGGCAAGGACAAUAGCAAGUGCAGCAGGGAUCGGGGUCACUCAGGCCAGGGGAGUUUGGCACCAGCUGAGAAGUAGGCAGGCAAUUUGGAGUAAUGGCGAGGGGGCGGCCUGAAGAGCUGAUAUCCUUGGAUGGCAAUAACGUAGCUUUAGCUUUGCCCUCUGCAUAGGAACACAGUUCUCCAGUGGUCUGGUUUGAUAGAAAUUUUAAGUCCUUAUGGGUAGUUUGCACAGCGGAACAGAAUAAAGAAAUGAAUGUAUUGCAAGGCAUUUCCUGGGCACUAGAAGCACAGCAACAAUACCGAGAGUUUCUCUUUAAAAGUAUUUAUGCCCAUGCGAGUUUUAGAUUUAUGUAAUCUUUAAUAUUGAUGGGUUUAGUAUGCACAGAUGUAAUCCAUUUUUGCGUGCAAGAAAGAUUUAUUUUUUAAAUUCAGACCUGCAAUCUGAUACACUGAGCAGAGCUGCCAUCUUUAAUUUCCUUCUCUCUUUGCUUUGUAUCUUUCAUUAUUCUAGUUGAUGCUAUAAAACCAAACCAAAAAAAAAAAAAAAAAGAUUUCAUGGCGGGGGGGUGGGGGGGGGAAAUAUUGGAGUCUUGCCUGGCAAGAACUUUGUAAGCCCAAUUGGUCAGAUAGGGAGACAAGACCAAAUAGUUUGAUUUUUAAGGAUGGUAGCAUUAAGUCCUCUUCUGGAUUGGCUGAACAUAGAUUUCAAACCAAAUCAAACCCAUUGAUUUCUUCAUUUUAUGAAUUUGGACUUAACAUAUAAAACACUGUCAAUUAAAAAGAAGUAUUGACUGUUCCUCAGGUAAAUAUGUGGCAGAGGGGUUCAGGUAGGAAUGAAAAAACCACCUUUGCCACUCUUGUGCUCUGCAGUCUGUUGCCUGGCCUCCAGUGUUAGCCUCUCCCUCUCUUGUGCUUAAUUGAGUGGAUGAGCCUUUAUCCUUGCUUAAUUAUGGGUGUAAGAUGAGUCUCUAUCCCUUGGAGAACAUUAAAACAUGGAGUGAAUCUAGCCUGCAGCACUAACUAUUCAGCAAGAUACUUCAGUUGUUUCAUGUCUCAAGCACAGAUGUCUUUGUGUGAUGGAAAAGAGAACUCUUUCAAUAUGAUGUUAUAUUUAAUUUGAUUUUUAAUGGUAUUUUGGUCCAUUCUCUAAAAAAAAAAAAAAGAAAGUUCUUGCCUAUAACUUAAGUUAUCAAGAGGAGGGAGUAUAUCAUCAUUUGCCUAGGCUGGGAUUUGGACUGAUCACUUUCUAAUCUGAAUGUAAUGUUUGAGAGGGGGACCACACUCGCAUAACCUGAGAGACAAGAAUCCUCUGAGUCUUCACAUGAGAGAAACAAACCUGGCAGCUGCUGGGCAGAUUUGCCAAGUCCCUCAGCAUAGAGCUAGCAGGGAGAUAUAAUUAGGUCUCUGCCUACCUGAGUCUUUGGCCAAACUACUGACAGUUGUCUGGGUUAUGGUGGUGAGGUCUGUGACAUCUACCCACUGAUUUUUCUAAAAGAGUACCAGCUAAUAUCUCACUACCCUGCAAGCAAGUAUCUCUAGAAGAUAACCUUGGACCAGUGCACGUGUGGAAGCUGUAAAUUAGUGUCUUAAAUUUGAAUGUUUUGGGGUUUGUUUCUUAACGGGGUUUAAGUUUCUUAAGUUGCAAGCUUCUGCGUCUCUUCAUUAAACUGAACAUCAGGGACCUCUUUAUGUGAAGUUAGUUAAUGCUGUGUUAAAAUGAUGAUAAUCUUCAAACUUGUCGUUAUUUUCCUGAUAAGUCACACUCAUAACUCUACGAGUGCUUUGAAUUAAUUGUUAGAAUUCUUACUACAUUAACAAUUCUGUAUCUCCUUAAAACUGGACCUUAGCCAUGAUAAUGUAGACUAGCAGCUGGUCUCUGUGUGGGCAUUUGAUGACUGUAGGUGACUGUCUGGCUGCCUGCUUCGUACUUCCAUUUUCAAGAAUGGUGUAUGUCUAAUUACAAGUGCUGGCCACUCAGCAACCUUAGGAAUGAAGGAGGAGAGGCUCAGAGAAGUAGCGUGUAUAUUUUUGCUAGCAUCGUAUAUACUCUGAGGACUUCUUCCUCUGUGUUUCUAUUAUUGGAGAUUAAAACAAGGUUCUUAGUUUACUUCACCCAUUCUUUUGUGCCAAAAAUCCUUAGUGUUUGACAAGUACUAUCCAUAUUCCUGUAGUGGGAAAAUCUGAUGAAGAGGAGAGUGGAUCCUGCUUUCAUGAAACUCUGUACUUUCCCCAAACAAUAUUAAAAUAAUCAGUCUUAUAUCAGCUGUUUUAAUUGCUUCACCUAUUUUCAGUGCAGAGGAAAAUAUAACUCCUUGUGCUAGCUGGGGAACUGAAGUGUGCCAGCUGUGCUUCUAAAAGGCCCGCUCCUGAUUCCACUGGAACCAAUGGCAAAAUUGCCACUAACUCUGAAGAGGGCAAGAUUGGGCUAAGAAUUAGGAGUCUCAGUGUUAGUGAAAUAAUGUAAGCAAUAUUUGGAUCCUCAUUCACACACAGAGACCAUCAGAUAAUGGUCAUGGAACUCCAAAGAGCCAAAAUACUGAAAAUCUAAUUUUGAUAUCAAUGCAGCCUUUAGGGGAAAACAACAUUCCAAUGUCUUGUUUUUUAAUUAAGGCACUCGGACACUGCUUAUUCCGUAUUUACUGAUAGCAAAUUCAGAUGUAUUGAAUAGGAAUAUGUAUCUUUAACUGGUACUAGAGUAUUUCUGCAUUGUAUUUUUGUUGUCUUAAACCUUGCCCCUACCCUUCAUAUCUCACAUAGCAGUUACCACUUCAAAGGUAUGGCAGCACUUUAAUAUCAUGCUCUAGCUGGCAUGGUAUAUAUGAAAGGAUAGUUGUUACCAAUUUACUAAGACUGUCAAAGCAGGAGUGUAUAUGUACAAGUUUAUUGUAGUGAUAAGAAUUCAGUUUAAAAGAGUCUAGUAAAAAAUUACAUUUUAAAUAAAAGUGUGUCCUUUAAUGGCAGAUGCAUCUAAUUUCCAGGGUAUCUACUGAAAUAUGAAGCACUCGCUGUUUGAUAAGCAAUAGCUUUUGAUAUGGUUUCUCCCUUAGAUUAUUUUACAUUCCAGAAAGCAUGGUGACUCUGUAAGGAUGUAAUUUUUGAAAAGCAGCACCUAAAUUCCAUUAAUUACAUUUGGUUAUCCAUCCUAGGGAAAUGAAACAGAAGCCUUACCUUCUAAAAGCAAAAGCAUGUAAAUUAGAAUGAAAGAAGGAAAAUAUGUAUGUACACCUAAUAUCUUCUGUGAAUGUCUUUCCUUUUAACUAAAGUUCUAUUAGAAAACAAAUUGGUGAAUAAAAAAAAAAGAAAAAUUCUAAAUAGUUUUAAUUAGCCUAACAUCUGUUUCCUUGUGCUUUGUACAUUCUGAUCAUUGUCUAUAAUUUUUCCUUCUCUAGUACCAGAAAAUCAGUUUGGAAAGGACAAGUAUCUGCCUCAUAAGAAAAGACACAAAGUGUGUGAAAUAAGGGGACUUCAGAAUGCAGUUACACAUAAGAAUGGAGGUUAAGCAAAACCGGGAAAGAAUUACGGACGUGCAUUUAGGUUCUUCCUACAUCGGGCAGCCCUGAUGGUAUGUUGUGGCUGAGAGUCUUGGGUCGUGUAAAUCCACACCUGUAGCAGUUGACCGAGAAUCUGAGCAUAGCGUUUUGAUACAGAGGAAAUGACUGCCUUUCUGGAGGUUUUUUCCCCAUUCUGACUGUUUGGCACAACAGCAGGACCAGGUUCUGCUACCGCUUCUGUUUGUUAUUGCAGUAUCUGCAGCGUUGCCUGCUUCGCAUGAGUUCCACUCUAAAAAUGACUCGCUGUGGGUCAUUUGCCUUCUUUUCCUCUGGUAGGGCUGUCCUUUCCUUUUAUGAAUGUGAAUUGAAGUCAUCAAGAAAAUGUAUGCACAGCUACAGACUUGGAUCUGCUUCUCUUAAUAAACUACCUUAUCAGGCUUUAAAAAAUUUGUAUAAGAAAGCAUUUUAUAAAAACUACAGUAAGUGCACUUGAGUAAAAGAGUGUGAAAUCUAGGCAAAGAUGCAUCAGUGCAACAACCACCAGAGUCAGCAGGACUGUGAUUGUCCCAACCUGUUGCUCUGUCUACAGGAUAAAUUGCCUUAACCACCGUUCCAAAGCCUUGGCCCUGUCCAAGACCUUAACGCGCCUUGCAGAAUAUAAUCGCGGUCAAGUCCUGCGAUGCCUUGUGAGCAGGUUUCGACUGUUUGUACUGACUGUUUUAAGCCUCAAAGGGGAACUCAGUCCCAGGGACCAAAGGAAUAUUUUUCAUUUAUAUAGGAAAGUCUUAGGGCAAAGAUAUUGGAGUGAAGGUUCUUCAAGUUUAAACCACUUUUGAUACUUGUGCACUGUGACACAAAGAAGCAAAGUCUUUGCUUCAUGCUGGUUCAGUGAGGCCACAAGUGUGGGCAGGUGCACAUUGAAAUACAAGGCCAUUUUGGAUGAGAUGUCUGCAGCUCUUGAGUGAUUACUGCCAUAGUGUAGGUAUACAGCAGAUAGCAUAAUCACACCGAACUUCUUUCAAAUCCAGGAGUAUGCAGUGCUAGCAGAGUCACUCGUACUUGAAAUUAAGUGCAAUUUUGGAGAUAAACUCAGACUUUGCCCUACAAUACUUCUCGUUCUACUUUAAAUGGAAGCAAACUUGGACCUAGUUGCCCCCAAAAAUAUUUAUUGAAGAAUCCAUAACACAAUUCUCUUUGUAGUACUCCAUUUGACUCUGACUUUCAUGUAUAGGUGGACUUCUUGAAGCACUAUGCUCUAAACCCUGAUUAUGCCAUCAGCUUACGAACCGGGAAGAAAAAUGGCUGAUAAACUCUUUAAAAAAUGUCACUUCGUAUAAAAAGGAAAUUCUGGUAUGAACAGAUCCCUAGGCAGAGAGUAUUUCUUUUGCAUAGUUUUCUAUUUUCAAAACAGUAUAUGAUUGAAGCGAACCAAUUAUUCUAAGUGGGGUAAAGCACAACCAGAACUGCUGCUGUAAAAAGGGGUUUGGGGUGAAGGUAUUCUGCAAAUAUAUUUAGAUCAAAUAACAAAUUUAAUGCAUCCUCUUCCUUCUGUGACACAUCAGCUUUCAAUAAUGUCUGAUUGUGCUCCUGCUAGUAAUUUUUUUAAAAUGGAAAACCAUCCAGAUUUAACAACCAAUAUGAGAGAAAAGUCUGUAUCCUUUGUUUAAGCACUUACUGAUGUUACUUCUCUGGUAUGUAACAGGGCAUAGCAAAUGGAUAUUUCUUCUAACUUGCAUUUCACAGAAUUAAUUCUAUUCUCUCUGAAUGCCAGAGAUGUAUUAUUACCAUAUUAAUUAUUAGAGCAUAAAGACAUUUAUACUGAUAAUAUUAACUAUCAUUCUGGAUUCUAGCAAAGGGCCACUAUAGUAAUAGUUUUUUAAUUGAAAAUUCAUGUCAAGGCAGGUAGAUGACAUUUUCUAAGAAACAUGAAUUAUAAAUUAUUGGAAUUACACAAUUUGAGGGAAAGUUUAGCAUGCUAAACAAUAAACGAUACCAGGAAGUUUCUUGUUGCCUUCCAGCUACUGAUUUAGGAUAGAUACAGUGAUAUGGCUGUUCAUAUACAAUGCUCAUACUUUUUUAGCCAAAGUAUUUGAGCUUUUUCUGUCAUUCAUGUGCUUUAAAAAGGCUGUGGCAAGAAUACAGUUGAAGGCAUGAAACUUAAGUGAGAUGUUCUAGGUGGCUGGUGGCAGAGCACAAAAUCACAGGUCUCGGGCUUUUCUUCUAACUCUUGGUCAGGCCUUGCUUCAAAGGCAAUUCAUAAGUGUGUUGCUGCUAGUCCCUGUCUAUUUUCCCCUUUCUCCCAUCCUUUCCCCACUGGUCCCAUUUUCCAGUCUGUAGGCUGUCAAGAAACUCUUAUUUAAGGCAGACUGGAAAGAGCCACUGGAGCAAGUCAACACAGUCUUGAUUCAGGCAGCAAGCAGUAACUUCAGGUGACGCAAGUCAGGCUGAAGCAGGCUUCAUCUGGAAAAUCCCCAGCCUAGCAGAUCUCUUACAUUCAGUCCUGGCUUUGAUUAGCAGUGGGGCAGCCAGCCAACUCUGUGCCAUUUUUUUAAAGCCACAUGCAAGUAUGUGAGAUAGAUAAACUAAGCUGAAUAAAGACAAGGCAAUCCUCACAUUUAUGCUAAUACUUAUUCUCUAAACUGAGCAUCCUCACAGCUGCUGUUAGUGUGUCUCUGAAGCAGUCUGACCUUGGCACAGUCCACAAAUCAUUCGCAGGCUGGUCCGAUAACCCAGUGUUGCUAGGUCUUAAAUAUCUGUAUUAGGUAAAUAUUUAAAAAUAAAUUUAUGGUAUGCCACAAUAAAGCACUGAUGUAUAUUGGGGUGACUGGACACCAUAUCAACAGAUAGUUGUACUUUAGGUUCUGUUAUAAAAUCAAGGCCUGCUUGCAGAGGGUUUUUUGUGUGUGUAACUUCAUUAACAUGAUCUUUAUCCCUGAUACAUAAACCGCUGCAACAGGGCAAGGUAACAGAAAGAAAUUCCUGUUAGAGCACACCCUGAAGCCCAGUGUAAUGUUCCUGGUGUAGGAAUAAAACGCUGUACAGAUCUAACUUCCCUUUGUCUGUCUUUCCCAACCCCCUACCCACCGCCCGAGGCCGAAUGGAAAGAAACUGGCUAAUAAACAGUUCUGUUUUUUGCCAUCUCUUCCUCUAGUUUAGAAAAGCCUCUUCUCACUGAUAAAUGCACCACCUUUUACUGCCAUGAUAUAACUCCUCCGCAGCUCUCAGUAACACUUGCUACUUUGACUUAUGCUGUGCUCUCUCACCUCCCUAAAACAUGACUAGUUUAGUGGAAAGGUUGUAUGCUGCUAACUCGUAUCACGUGUUAGAUUUGUAGCAGUUUUUCCUGUUUAUAGUACUCAGUGACUGAAAGUAAAAGUUUGUUUCCCACCAUCUUUGCAUUUGGGCCAAAAUUGCAGCCUUGUCUGGCAAAGAGAGUCUAAAAACAUGCCUCUACACUGCCUUCUGUUCAGCGUCCUCACCUUGUUCUCUUCAGUUCGUAUUUUUCCCAGGAGAUAUAAAUUCUAAAACAAAUGUCUGGCUGAAGCUAUCUUUCAUUUUCUUCCGGGGCACAAGAUGUCAGGAUUAAUCCUCAGAUGUACCUUUCCGUUGUGCUUCUGUGGCACAUAUAAAAGGCUAGUGGUAUCCUCUGAAGUUUUUUUAUAGCACCACUGUAAAGGCAUUGCCUCUAAUGGUUUUAAUCACUUGGAGCUUUAAAGGUCUAUCUCAACAGGGGCAACACCUCACCACUAUCACAGAUUUCAGCUAUUAGCAUGUCCAAGAAAAUUCUUAACAGUGUUUAUGAAAGAAUUUUGUUUUCAUUGGACCAGUAUCUAAUCUCACUUAGAUGGGAGAAAACCAAAACCUGCUUCUGUAUGUGGAGUUCCUGAGAUAUUAUACUGACUCUGUUGCAACUCCUACAUUGUGUCUGAUCUUUUGAAACCCCCAACUACUUAAGACACAGGAUCAAAGUCACUUCUGAAUAGAGAAGGCUAAGGCAUCACUUGAUUCCCAUUAAGUCUUACUUUGAAGCCCAGUGCAUUUGCUUUCCACAAACCUGCUUCGCAUGGUUGGUUUCAUUUCAUAUCUUGGUAAGGAAGGUCUUUAAUUCUGCUCCGCUCUUCAGUAGAUCAAGACAUAUCGGUGAGCUGUGCAGGUGUGACAUAAAGUAUCUUCAGUCUUAGCAAAACUUUCAUUGAGCAGCCGGAGUUCCUCUGACACAGUCGCUUAAUUCAGCACAAUAGUCCGGAAAGGCUUCAGCUCCUUGACAGCUCUGCCACCCUGUUUGACUACUGCUGAUUAACAGCCUGCUGGAAAGGAUCUGUACUGAUGUAAUCCUACAUGUAGAUGUUAACCUUAACGAACAGUGUUUCAUUCCAUGGGAAUCAAAUUAAUUCAGGGGGAUUAAAUAGAUUGUCCCAUUACAGAGUUUGGGAUGUGCUCAGUCUGAAGCUUCUUACUGACAUAUAUAUAGAGAUAUAUAUAGAUAAAUAGAUAUUUUUAUGGAGAUGUUUUAUAAGUGGCCUUUACUUUGUGCAUGGUAAUUAUUGCCAAACUGUUUUUAUUUAGGAGCUACAGAAUGGCUGAUGCUGCAGCCUCUGGAAAGUAACCACCUGUCUCUGUUGCAAGCGGGACCUGGGGUGCGGGCUUGUAUUUUGACUUUAUUACUCAGCUAUAAUUUGUAUGGUUUGGAUUUGGUUUUUGUCUCCGUGUCUUUUUUUUGUUGUUGUUUUCUCUCCUCAUUGGUGCUCAGUCUUUGAGAGUGGGAUUGAAGCCAUUUGUGUCAUAACUCUCCAGAAGCCCCUGCCAUACCAGUUUAGUGAGGUGCUGCUAUUUCUCUAGCUUUGCUUGGUAAGACAGCAACCUAGCACCAUCUGGGCUAUGGAUAUAGCCUAGUAGGUAGGAAAAGGGGUCAGCAGAGAGUAGGGCCUAAAUGAGGAUUCAGACAUAGAUUCGUAAACACAGCAGUAGCAAAACACUAACAAAAUUGCUACUGAGGCAGAUUGUUUUACUUCCAAUUUUCCUUUACUCCUUUUUUUUUUUUUUUAAAUACUUUCUGUCUGUAUGCCAUGCGUGAGUAAUCUGUAUCUACUGGCCAGCCAGCUCUCAACAGCUUGAGCUCUUGGUUAGAGAUGGAAAUGUAGCCUGUGCUUUCCUAUCUCACUCUUGCCACAACGUUGUUGUCAAACAGUCUGUACCCAGUAAAGGCACAGGACCAUUAGCGAUCAGUAAAGUUAAACCAGUCCCUCACCCCAUCCCUCCAAACCAGGUUGAAAGCCAGUCCCAGGGUUAUGUGCCUCCAACUCUGGCCCAGCUUCCUGGGGGGGUGAAACAAGAUGUGGUCUGUCUUCAUUUAUUCUAAUCCACAGGUUUUUUAAUUGAGCACAGUUUUUCCCAUGGGCAGAGAAAGCUUAAUCAGGAUAUGACAGUUAUUUAAACAAAAAUGUGUAUAUUAAAAAAAAAAUCCUAAUCUGAAAGUAUAGUGUAUCUGAGAUUCCUCUGUUAUAGACAUUUAGUCUACAGAUUUAUGGCUACAUUUGCUAUGUUAUGCUUGAAUAAACAUAUAAUUCAUUGAAAUACACAAGACUGAUAAAAGUAAUACAAUCUCUUUAAGGAGAAUAAACUGUUUGUAAAUUUAUAAAGAGUAUAAUCUGUUAGGCCUUAUUUGAAGUAUGUACUGUGGUUGGGUAAAAGUACAACAUUAAAAGAGCCUUGCCAGAUAAGGACUGA